CUGUGGACAUGACAGUCUACCGGCGAGUGGGUGGAGAAAUUGUUAUAGCCGGGCAAGCUGCGAGCCAUCCCGUAAGGCCGCAAGUGAGGGUGGGUUGGAGGACAGGAGGAGGAUGGCACCACCGUCGCCGUCGCCGCGGGUGUGCGUGACCGGUGGCGGCGGAUUCAUCGCAUCGUGGCUCGUCAAGCUGCUCCUCUCCCGGGGCUACGCCGUCCACGCCACCGUCCGCGACCCAUGUGACCAGAAGAACGCGCAUCUGAUGCAGCUGGACGGGGCGGCGGAGAGCCUGAGCUUGUUCAAGGCCGACGUGCUCGACCGCGCCGCGCUCGCCGCCGCCGCCGCCGGUUGCCAAGGCGUCUUCCAUGUCGCCUCCCCUGUUCCCGCGGAUAAGACCGUCGACCCUGAGUCAGAAAUCAUGGUGCCUGCCGUGAAGGGCACCUUAAAUAUUCUUGAAGUUUGUUCAUCUCUGAAGGUUCAGAAGGUUGUGGUGGUGUCGUCCACUGCUGCUGUUCAUUCUAACCCCAACUGGCCUCAGGGUAAACCCAAAGACGAGAGUUGCUGGUCCGACAGAAAAAUAUGCAUGGAGAAGGAGGCCUGGUAUACUCUUGCUAAAACUGUUGCUGAAGAGACAGCUUGGGAGUAUGCAGAGAAGAAUGAGCUCAAUGUAGUUACUUUAUGUCCUUGUAUUGUUUUUGGGCCACAAUUGCAACCUGUUGUCAACACCACCAGUGAACUCCUCAUCUAUGUCAUAAAAGGAGGUCCUAAUGCGUUGAAUGACGCACCGUUGCAAAUAGUCGAUGUCCGUGAUGUGGCCGAUGCUUUGCUGCUGAUAUAUGAGACAUCAGAAUCAUCCGGGAGAUAUAUCUGUGCACCAAAUCACAUUAGCACAAAGGCUUUGCUGGAGCUGCUAAAGAAGACAUACCCUGACUACAACUACGUAAAAUGCAAGGCCGAUGCGCAUCACAACUCUCCUGUCACGCCGAUUUCGUCGGCAAAAUUGAGUAAUCUGGGCUGGAAGCCGAGGGCAUUGGAGGAGACGCUCCUGGACAGCAUCGAAUACUACCGGAAGACAGGAAUUCUGCAGGAUGUGGAGGGACAGACCUACCGCCUUCCUGAUAUUUUCCGCCAUUUUCAAGCUGCCGACUAAUGAGUGGAGGGUGGCAGUGGCCGGUGCUUUCUACAUAGGUCAUUGUGCUUGCGACUUGCUGAAUGUUUUCAAUCUCAAGGGCAGAUGAUAGGAGACCAGAGAGUGAACCUGUUCAUUGCCCACCGUAGAUAACUUUUCGGUUCAGGAUUGUAUCUCCCUAUUUUCUGCUAUGUUGUGUCGAGGUCUCA
Hordeum vulgare subsp. vulgare (domesticated barley) is the source of this 1335-nucleotide messenger RNA. RefSeq names its product phenylacetaldehyde reductase-like. The transcript is spliced from 6 exons. The coding region runs from base 113 to 1147 and encodes 344 amino acids. NCBI's taxonomy places the organism in Eukaryota, Viridiplantae, Streptophyta, Magnoliopsida, Poales, Poaceae. The record is from RefSeq and is a predicted model, not a curated record. Gene Ontology annotation, molecular function: oxidoreductase activity, acting on the CH-OH group of donors, NAD or NADP as acceptor.